UCCUCCGAUUCCCAGCCUGAGGCGCUCAGGUUUUGUGAAUGAAGCUAUGGCUACAGAUUCCCCAAGAAGACCCAGUCGUUGUACUGGUGGAGUUGUGGUUCGCCCUCAGGCUGCCACGGAGCAGUCCUACAUGGAAAGUGUUGUGACUUUUCUACAGGAUGUUGUGCCACAGGCUUACAGUGGGACACCUCUAACAGAAGAAAAGGAGAAAAUAGUCUGGGUCAGAUUUGAAAAUGCAGAUUUAAAUGAUACAUCAAGAAAUCUGGAAUUUCAUGAAAUACACAGCACUGGGAAUGAGCCGCCUUUGCUGAUUAUGAUUGGCUACAGUGAUGGAAUACAGGUCUGGAGCAUCCCUAUCAGUGGGGAAGCACAGGAGCUAUUCUCUGUUCGAAAUGGCCCAAUUCGGGCGGCUAGGAUCUUGCCUGCUCCACAGUUUGGUACUCAAAAGUGUGACAGCUUUGCAGAGAAAAGGCCCCUUCUUGGUGUUUGUAAGAGCACUGGAUCUUCUGGCACUAGCCCACCUUACUGUUGUGUUGAUCUGUAUUCACUUCGUACUGGGGAAAUGGUCAAAUCCAUUCAGUUUAAAACUCCUAUCUAUGAUCUUCAUUGCAAUAAGCGGAUCCUUGUCGUAGUCUUGCAGGAGAAAAUUGCUGCCUUUGAUAGCUGUACUUUCACAAAAAAGUUUUUUGUCACAAGCUGCUAUCCUUGUCCAGGGCCCAACAUGAAUCCUAUUGCUCUUGGGAGCCGCUGGCUGGCUUAUGCAGAAAACAAGUUGAUUCGAUGUCAUCAGUCCCGUGGUGGAGCCUGUGGGGACAACAAUCAGUCUUAUACUGCCACAGUCAUUAGUGCUGCUAAAACUUUGAAAACUGGCCUGACAAUAGUUGGGAAAGUGGUGACUCAGCUGACAGGCACGCUGCCUUCAGGUGUGACAGAAGAUGAUGUUGCCAUCCAUAGUAAUUCGAGGCGGAGUCCUUUGGUCCCAGGCAUCAUCACCGUAAUAGACACGGAAACAGUUGGAGAGGGCCAGGUGCUUUUGAGUGAGGAUUCUGACAGUGAUGGUAUUGUGGCCCACUUCCCGGCUCAUGAAAAACCAGUGUGCUGUAUGGCUUUUAACACAAGUGGAAUGCUUCUAGUCACAACAGACACCCUUGGCCAUGACUUUCAUGUCUUCCAAAUUCUGACUCAUCCUUGGUCCUCAUCACAAAGUGCUGUCCAUCAUCUAUACACUCUUCACAGGGGUGAAACUGAAGCCAAAGUACAAGACAUCUGCUUCAGCCAUGACUGUCGCUGGGUUGUGGUCAGUACUCUUCGGGGGACGUCCCAUGUUUUUCCAAUCAACCCUUAUGGUGGCCAGCCUUGUGUGAGAACACAUAUGUCGCCACGAGUUGUGAAUCGUAUGAGCCGUUUCCAGAAAAGUGCUGGGCUGGAAGAGAUUGAACAAGAACUGACAUCUAAGCAAGGAGGUCGCUGUAGCCCUGUUCCGGGUCUCUCAAGCAGCCCUUCUGGAUCACCUCUGCACGGGAAACUAAACAGCCAAGACUCCUACAAUAAUUUUGCCAACAACAACCCCGGCAACCCUCGGCUCUCUCCUCUCCCCAGCUUGAUGGUCUUGACGCCUCUUGCACAAAUCAAACAGCCAAUGACAUUGGGGACCAUCACCAAACGAACAGGGCCUUAUCUGUUUGGAGCGGGGUGUUUUUCCAUAAAAGCUCCAUGCAAAGUUAAACCACCUCCACAAAUUUCUCCCAGCAAGUCGAUGGGCGGAGAAUUUUGCGUGGCUGCAGUGUUUGGGACGUCCAGGUCAUGGUUUGCAAAUAACGCCGGUCUGAAAAGAGAAAAAGAUCAGUCCAAACAAGUUGUAGUUGAAUCUCUGUACAUCAUCAGCUGCUAUGGGACCUUAGUGGAGCACAUGAUGGAGCCACGGCCGCUCAGCACUGCCCCCAAGAUUAGCGAUGACACUCCACUGGAAAUGAUGACAUCACCUCGAGCCAGCUGGACUCUGGUUAGAACUCCUCAAUGGAAUGAAUUGCAGCCACCAUUUAAUGCAAACCACCCUCUGCUCCUGGCUGCAGAUGCUGUACAGUAUUAUCAGUUCCUGCUUGCUUACAGUUAUUUUGAGAUUUCAUCUUAA
This is a messenger RNA of Myotis davidii, 2131 nucleotides long. Its product is annotated as breast carcinoma-amplified sequence 3. Gene Ontology annotation, biological process: autophagy; response to starvation. Gene Ontology annotation, molecular function: protein binding. The transcript is spliced from 20 exons. The record is from RefSeq and is a predicted model, not a curated record. Gene Ontology annotation, cellular component: cytoplasm. Bases 47 to 2131 code for a protein of 694 amino acids. Lineage: Eukaryota; Metazoa; Chordata; Mammalia; Chiroptera; Vespertilionidae.